Molecule: messenger RNA, 2776 nt
Organism: Argiope bruennichi
Lineage: Eukaryota; Metazoa; Arthropoda; Arachnida; Araneae; Araneidae
Gene: Oseg5
Product: intraflagellar transport protein 80 homolog
Exons: 20
Coding region: 215-2560 (781 amino acids)
Biological process (GO): cilium assembly
Cellular component (GO): intraciliary transport particle B; centrosome; cilium
Molecular function (GO): protein binding
Source: RefSeq, a predicted model, not a curated record
AUCAAAUAACAUAGCAUUUGGAAACAUGAAAUAAACCAGCUUGUAUUGUUAUAAUGACUUCGUAUCAAACAUUUCGAUCCUGAAUAUGAAACAGGAAUCUUCUGAAAAAUGCUUCCAGUUAUAUGUAGUUUAAAGUAUACACAUGAGAUUUCUUUCUACAAAUAUGUUAUUUUGAAAAUCUUUUAAAGCUGAAUAUACUCUUCAUAUUUUUAAUAUGCGAUUCAAGACUUACCUGGGAAAAGAACCUCGUCAUACUGACAUUGUGAGUUGCAUUGCAUGGAAUACAACUGAUGAAGUUUUCUCCUGUGCUGAUGAUCAUGAAGUCCUUAUCUGGAAUCUUGCAACAAAUGAAACAACUAAACUGUUAACUUUGCCAAAUGAUCUUUUCCCCACUGAUAUGCACAUUUUCCCCCGGACUUCAAUUACUGGUGGCAUCAAAAAGCAACUUGGAGGCGAUAUAUUUAUUAUUACUACAACUGAUGGAAAAUUUCACAUAAUAAAUAGAACUGGCAGGAUUGAGAAAAGUAUUGAUGCUCACAGAGGUGCAGUUCUUUCUGGUCGUUGGAGUCAUGAUGGAACAGCUUUUGUCACAGCUGGAGAAGAUGGUCAAAUAAAAAUUUGGUCUCGAAGUGGUAUGCUUAGAUCAACAUUGGCAUCAAAUAGUUUCCCUGUGUAUUCCUUAGCAUGGGGACCCAAUUCUGAUCAAAUUUUACAUACCCUAAGUCGAAUGCUUGUGAUCAAACCUUUACAACCUAAUUCAAAACCACUGCAGUGGAAAGCUCAUGAUGGUCUUAUUUUAAAAGUUGCUUGGAAUCCUAGUAAUAAUUUAAUUGUAUCUGGUGGAGAAGAUUGUAAGUACAAGGUUUGGGAUUCAUAUGGUAGAAUUUUGUACAGUAGUCAUGCUAAUGAUUAUCCAAUAACAUCUGUUUCUUGGUCACCAAAUGGCGAAGUGUUUUGUGUUGGGUCAUUCAAUUCUUUACGUCUAUGUGAUCGAACUGGGUGGUCUCAUAGCCUGGAUAAACCUGAAACACAAAGCCUUUUUUGUUUAGAAUGGUCAUCUGAUGGUACGCAAGUAGCAGGAGGUUGUGGAAAUGGGCAUGUUAUUUUUGCCCAUGUAGUUGAAAGGCGAUUAGAAUGGAAGCAUUUUGAAGCUACAGUGAGGGGAAGAAAAACCAUUACUGUACAAAAUGUUUGUUCUGACUUAAUGGAAAAUUUGGAUUUUCGAGACAAUAUAAUUAAAGUUUCAUUUGAACACAAUCAUCUGAUUGUAGUAACAUCAACACAAUGUUAUAUAUACAGUACUAAAAACUGGAACACUCCACUUAUAUUUGACUUAAAGGAAGGAAAUGUUUCUCUGGUUGUUCAAGCUGAAAAACAUUUUUUAUUUGUUGAUGGACAAGGGCUUUAUAUAUACAAUUAUGAUGGAAAGCCUGUAAGUGCCCCAAAAUGGCCUGGAAUGAGAACUGAUUAUUUAAAUGAAAAUACUGUUACUCUAAGCAAUGAUACUGUAGCUGUAAGAAACAAAGGAGAUGAAAAAGUUAUUCACAUUUUUGAUGCUGUCACUGGCAAAUAUGUUUCUGAUGGAAAGCCUUUCAUUCAUAAAAUGGAAGUUUUGGAAGUGGCUCUGGAUCAGUGUGGCUCUGCAAGUAAUCGUCGCCUAGUUUUUGUUGAUAAAAAUAGGGAUUUACACAUAUUACAUGUCAGAACUUUACCAAAUACUUCAAAGAAAAUCAUGAAGCUAAGUGCCAUGAUGCAUUCAAUAAAAUGGAAUGAUAACUCAAACAUGUUAUCAGCACUUCAAGAUGGAAAACUUGUGAUUUUUUACUACCCUGCUGUGGUAUUUUAUGAUAAAAAUUUACUCCCCAUGACAAUUAUGCAGAAAGAUGACAGUGAUUUUGGAAAAAAUCCACAAAUCAUCAGUUUUGUUGGAAAUCAUGUCAGUAUCCGCAGAGCAGAUGGCUCUUUAGUGUCUUCAGCUGUAUCGCCUUACCCGUCUGUUCUUCAUGGAUAUGUAUCUUCGCAUAGAUGGGAUGAUGCCGUUAGACUUUGUAGAUACAUUAAAGAUGAAGCAUUGUGGGCUUGCUUAGCAGGCAUGUCUAUUGCCCUGAAAGAUCUGAAAACAGCUGAAAUAGCUUAUGCUGCUAUCAAAGAAUCUGACAAGGUGGAAUGUAUUCAAUACAUCAAAAAAUUGCCUUUGAAAGAUCUUCAAACCUCAGAAAUGGCUUUACUUUGUGGAAAUACAAAAGAAGCGGAAUCUGUGUUAUUAGCUGGGGGUUUGACUUUCAGGGCUAUUAUGCUGAAUUUGCGGUUGUAUAAAUGGGACAGGGCAUUAGAACUAGCAACUAAAAGUGGAAAUCAUGUUGAUACAGUUUUGGCUUUCAGACAAAAAUAUCUGGACACACUCGAUAUCACAGAAGACAAGCCAAACUUUAUUCAGUUAAUGAAAGAAAAUGAAAUAAACUGGAACUCAGUGAAUGAAAAAAUAGAAGAAGAAUACCAGAAGGAAAAAACUAUGGCACCAACUGUAAAUGCAUCACGAAGAACUUCUUUGAACAUUUAAAUAAACACUGUGGAUCAAUAUCUAGUCAUAUUCAUUCAAGACUUCAUCCUUGGAUUUGAAAUUGAACUUAUAAACUUUGUUUUUAAUUUCAUGAAAAUCCUCGACAAAACAAGCAAUGUUCUGGAUGUUGCAACAGUACUUCAUAAGUGCACUUACUAAUUAUUACAUAUUGUAUAAAGAAAACUUAUUUUUCCUUCUAGUCUGAAUAAAACUUAA